Molecule: messenger RNA, 1326 nt
Organism: Hypoxylon trugodes
Lineage: Eukaryota; Fungi; Ascomycota; Sordariomycetes; Xylariales; Hypoxylaceae
Exons: 1
Coding region: 281-580 (99 amino acids)
Source: RefSeq, a predicted model, not a curated record
CCGUGACGUAUGGACUAAAUCGCUCAGUAUAAGUCACGAGAACCUCUCUCGGGUUCUGCGGAGUUUCCGUAUCUGAUCUAUAUCGUCGCGUAACUUUCGUUUCUGACAAGACUUUCAUCCAGCUCACAUUCAUACACUUUGUGACGCUAAAUCACUCGCUCGUCCGACUAUUCGUUUACCGGUCCAGACGCACAUAAACGUUUCUCGCCCCCAAUAAAAUAAUUCGCGAGUUUAACUACCAAAUCUUAACCAAAAACCACACACACACACAAAAUCCAAAAUGGACGAUUUUCCUAAAACACUCAUCAUCGCCAUUGUGGUGUCUGUGAUCGUCGUUCUGGUCGUCUUCGGCCUAAUACUCUACCUCGCACUGAACUGGACGAGAAUCGUACACCGUGGUAGACGCAACAGCUGGCCGGAAACCGAAAAGGCCUGGCCACAAAUGAGUAAAUCUGACGAAAGCUACUACUCAUCACCUGUAUCCUCUCCGCGAUCGUCAAGAAUGAGCUCCGAGCCGAUGGUGAACAACUUCAACGCUUACGACGAAAGUCCGAUAACGCCUCCACGCAACGUCAAGUAAUGAAGAGGGGGUUGUUUUGCUUUUUGCGACACACUAUACCACGAAUGAGUUACGAGACAUGAAUUGAAUUAUGAUCAUCUGGGAACACUGCAUAUGAGGCGUUUUUACGGAGCAUCUAUUGGAUUUGAAUAGCGGUGUGGCUGCAUGAUCAGUUGAGCAUAUCCGCUCGGCGUUAAGGGGAAUCGAGAUGAUGAAUUAUCAUUGGAACAAGAGAUAAAGACUUUUAGAACCAUACCAUCAACCCGCAAGGUCUAGUGAUUCCCAAAUAGAAUUACAAGUUGAAUAAAAAUGAAGAUUUUUUCUAAUCCCGGAUGCACCGGAAGAUGCAGUAUGACAUUCUCGUCCUGUUACUGGUAACGUAUAACGCAUUUUAGGUCACACACAUAGAAACCUAUCUACACCAUUUCUGGCAGAAAUCCGACGACGGAACGAGCCGAUAACGCUACGAAACCUAAAUUUACUUAAUGCUUACCUACGUACGCGCGAAGGAUGAGAUCUAAGUAAUGGCAACACGAUCUAUCGAUUCCAAAUCUACCGUAGGUAUGAAACUCACCAAGUGACAACUCUCCUAGCCAUGUGUUCCAAAACCAUCGUAUUAGCAAACACCUAUGUAUGAAUAGUGAGCCGUACAAUUCAAGUCAGUCUUCCGACCGAAACUACUAACUGGGCCAUAACGCGAUCUCAAAAGCAAGGCCUUCGCACUACUCAGUCUAACCACUACCGCCUCGCUAUCGACGAACCCCACG